This is a messenger RNA of Plasmodium vivax (malaria parasite P. vivax), 6659 nucleotides long. RefSeq names its product eukaryotic translation initiation factor 3 subunit 10, putative. The transcript has a single exon. Gene Ontology annotation, molecular function: mRNA binding; translation initiation factor activity. Gene Ontology annotation, biological process: translation reinitiation; formation of cytoplasmic translation initiation complex. Lineage: Eukaryota; Apicomplexa; Aconoidasida; Haemosporida; Plasmodiidae. Bases 1785 to 5642 code for a protein of 1285 amino acids. Gene Ontology annotation, cellular component: multi-eIF complex; eukaryotic translation initiation factor 3 complex, eIF3m; eukaryotic translation initiation factor 3 complex, eIF3e. The record is from RefSeq and is a predicted model, not a curated record.
GCACAACGCGGGCGAGAGUGUUCUCUUGCCGUACUUACAUAGUAUAAUUUAGGCGUGCCCAUUUCUGUGCAUACUUCCUUUAUAGCCUCGAAUUAUUCUUCACAAUUGCCGCAGAUUCUUCGCCUCACCGCGAACACCCUCUUGUUGGUGCAAAAAGGGAAAAAAAAAAGCUGCAGUAUAUAUAUAUGCAUAUAUAUACGUGCGUAUGCGUACUAGCACAAAAUGUAUAUAUGCCCACAUGGCCGUUAGGUACACGUGACAGUGAUACGUUAUGCAGCUAAAAAGAGGGAAGGCGAGAUUCUGCUUUGGCUUCUUCCUCUAUAUGAAUGAAGGCCCCCACGUUACUGUGCGGGCUGCCAAAUAAAUGGUCGCCAUAAAUGUGACAGGUGCCCCUGUUCACGCCAUGUGCCAUACGUACGUACUGCAUAGGGUAUACAUAAUGAUACAUAUAAGCUUGGCAAAAAAGUCACUUCAAAAAAGUGCUUGAAGUGGAACGGGCAGUAUAAAUAAAUAUACAUUGCAUAUACAUUCCAUUACGUACGACGAAGUGGUUAAAAAAAAAAAAAUAUCCGUGCCACAUGGUUACAUUUUUACAAUUCAUAUUUUUUUGCAUUAUAUUCCACUUUCGUUAAAAUUGUGAAUUGACUUUUUUUUAUUUUAUUUUUUUCAUUUAACGAGUAAGCACAGUUUAUAUAUGCCAAAACAGCAUUUCCACGAGUACAUAUAUUUUUAUGUACCCAUUCAUAUGCAUAUUUUACGUACAUUUUAUUACAGUGACCAUUAUGCCAAGUUACGAGCGGCAUUAAAGAAUGAAAAAAAAAAAAAAAAACAUAAAAACGGGAAAGCAUAAAAUAAAAACAUAAAAAUAAAUCUAUCGCAUUUACCCCAAUAUGUAUAUAUUCAUGUGAAUAGAAAAAUGUACAUUUAUUUACGCACAAAACGCGUUUGAGAUGCUUUUUGGCAAUUAUUCUGUUCAUACGCCAAGGGAAAAGGGGCGCAGUUUUUUCCCAGUACACAAGCCACAUCCAGGUGUUUUUACCUAGCCACGCAUUUUGCAUAUGGUUACUGCCUAUGCCUAUGCGAGAGGUUAUGCUUGCUAGAUAGGCCCAGUCGCGUGAAUGCUUAAAUGCCGAUGUCGAAUUGAGAAGAAAGAGGCAAGCAGGGGUGGCCCUACAGCACCGUACACGAGCGCCCAGUUUUCUGCCAAAGCGUUCACGUGCUCCUUACAUGUUUAAGUACGUAUGUACUUUGUUGAGCUCAGCGUAGUUAUCACAGGCCAUACAACUUGACAGCGUUAACAACGUUAACAACGCUAACAACGCCAGCAGCCCUAAUUCGCCAUAAAGAGAAAAAUGCAUGCACGCACAGAAGCGAACAAGAGUAUGUAGAUGUAAAGCAUACAUAUGAAUGUAUCACAUUGUUGCGUGAUCUUUAGUGAGUAAUUUUUUUUUUUUCCACCCCUGCACGAGUACACAUAUUGCACGGAUUAUUUCUUUGCGGUGUGUACUAUACCAUUUUGUCAUUACAUAGUGGGAGAGCUAAAGAGAAAAGUAAAUAGUGGAAGGCAGUUUUAGUGCACACUUUUGGGUGACUCCCCUCUUUUUUUUUUUCCUUGCGCACAUUUGAAAACUCCAAAGAGGGAGGAAACAAAUGAAGUGUAGAUCAAAAAAAAAAACAAAAAGCAGAGUUAAUGUGUAAAAAAAGUAUAAACACAUUUUUGUUGAUUUAUAAAAGGAGAUAACUCGUGUGCGCACAUACGUGCAUAUUUGUAUGCGUAGUAAAAUAUGCAGACAUUCCAAAAACCGGAAAACGCUCUGAAGAGAGCAGAAGAACUGCAGUUCAUUGGACAAAAUGAAGACGCCCUCCAAAUUCUUCACGCAGCCAUAGGGCACAGAACAUUUCGACUGCAGGGAUGGCACAUACUGCAAGAACAAAUUAUGCUGAGGUAUAUCGAAUUCUGCUUAUACCUAGAAAAGUUAAGCUUAGUAAAAGAUGGCCUACAUCAGUAUAGAAUUAUUUGUCAGCAUGGAAACAUUGCGUCGUUAGGCAAAGUGAUCACUGAUUUUAGGGACAAAGCUGAGGAGAAGGUUCGACUGGCCAAGGAGAAUAUGAACCUAAAUAAAGAAAAAAUAGAACAAGAUGAAAGCAACGUUGAUUUUACAGAAAAAAUUUUAAUGUCCUCUUUGGAUAUUGAAAUAUCGGGAAAAUACGAAAGGAAGUUGCAAAAUUCGUUUAGAAUAUGUAUGGAAACGUACAAAAUGAUUUUGGAAAUCUUGAGGGCUACCCCUAAAUUGGAGAAGGCCUACCAUGAGACUGCAAAAAAGGCUCUCAUUUUCUGUAAAGAAAAUAAAAGAUUGACAGAAUUUAAAAAGCUUAGUGAUUUGUUAAGGAAUCACUACAAUUUAAUUUUAAGGGGAAAGCACAAACCAGAGUAUCAGUCGUUACUUAAAAUUGAGUACCACCUAGAAACGAAAAUAAUUCAGUUGGAAGCGGCGUGCGAAUUGGGCAUGUGGAAGGAGGCAUCAAACAUUGCAGAGGAUAUAUACAAUUUGAAUAUGCACGAUUAUUUUUACCGAACGCUGAGGGCUAACCUCGUAGAGACGGAAGCCUCUGCCGCUGGUGAAAGUGCCGCGCGUAAGGCAGAUAAGGAGAAGGGCCCGUUAAAAAGCGAUAGCAAUGAGACGAGCAAGAAGGGAAAGGACGAAAGCACACAAGAGGAGGAAGACGAUUCGUCCAAGGCAGAAAAGGAAGACGGAGCGAACGAAACGAAGGAUGCCAAAGAUGCCAAAGUGGAAGGCACACACACAGUUGCACAUGUGAAUGAAAGCAGCGGAAAUGUAAAUUACGCAUUAGCCAAAUCGAGGGAAAAUUUAAAAAACUGGAUCGGAACAUUUUACCAAAGAAUGGCAGAUAUCCUAUUUGUGUACGAAAGCGAACUGUUCCAUGGGCUGGCCUGGUUAAAGUACUGUUUUCACAUUUUGAAUUACAGUAGAAACAUCCCAGAGAAGGAGAAAACCUUCAUGUGCACGAAGGCCGUCCUAGCUGUGCUGUCCAUUCCGCUAGUUGGAAAUAAAAAGAAAAACGAAGAUUAUGCCAAGAUAUUUGAAGCACAUAAAAAAAUGUCCCAGCUGUUAGGCCACACCAGCGUACCAAUAAAGGAGUCUUUAAAAAAUGGACUAAAAGUAAGAAACAUUUUUAGUUAUGCAGAUGAAAGUGCUCAAAAGUUGUAUUCUUUGAUAGAGAAUCAGUUCACCCCGUUGAGCCUAUGUCUAGAGUGCGAAGUGCUGCUGAAGGAGCUGGAGGCUACCGAUCACCAUGUGUAUAUAAGCAAAAUUAAGGAAGUGAUUUUCCACAAGUUAAUUUUGCAAUUGUCCAAGGUGUACAGUUAUAUUUCCAUCGAUUAUUUCAUCGAGAAUGUAUGCCCUGAAUCUUUCAUCCCAUGGAAUGAGGCAGAAACGAUGCUAGUGGACUUGGUUUAUCAGAAGGAACUAGAAAUGAGAAUCGACCUAAUCAAAAGGGCCAUUUACUUUGGAGAUAAGGAAAAUACAAAUAGCAGCAAACUAAUCAAAGAGUCGCUCACCAAUCUGUACCAUGAAUUACAAACCGGAUUGAAAAUGAUAAACGAAACGAUUUCCAUCGAGAAUGAAGUGGAACAUCUGCACAUGAAAAAACUCACGUAUGAAAAAGAAUUUGAUAUGCUGGAUAGGGGACACCAUAAAAUAAUGAAUUACGAAACAGCCAACAUUGAAGACAUAAUCGAAAACGAAAUCUUUGAGGAUAAACCAAUUGAAGAUGAAAAACUGCUCAAAAAGAUAUACGACAAAAUUGACGAAGAACAUCACAAGUUCCAACUGCUAAGUGAAGAAAAUAGCAGGAAGAGGAAGGAGCUGCUGAAGAAGCAGAAGGAACUAGAACAAGAACAGCUGAAAAUCAAAAUGGAGAAAAAAUUACUAGAAGAAAAAUUGGAAAAGGAAAAAAGAGAGGAACUAGCCAAAAAAGGAGAAAAACUAAGAAUUAAAGAAGAGAAAACGAAGAAAAAAUCAGAAGCAGCUGAACAAAUGUUAAAGGAAAUUAAAAAGUUGUGCACGAACAAUACCACCAAAAUUCUGAUGAAAGGAAAAUACCUGGACGAAAUUACCAUUGAAGAUAUCCUAAACGGUUACGUAGAUUUUGAAGACAUCGAAGAGGCACAAGAAAAGUUAAGACUAAAUGAGAGAAAUGAAAUUAUUAAAGUUAGAAAAAUGGAGUAUAAAAAGGUGGACCACUAUUUUAGAGCUUUAAGACAAGUGGAGCUUAGCCAUAUGAACAAAUGGAUAGCCCUCGUUUUCCAGGAAGACACAGAAAUUUUGCUACAGGAGCAGAAAGCAGCAGAGGAGGAACAGAAAGCCGAUUUCGAAGCCGCACUGAGGGAAAAAGAAGAGUACGUCAAGUUCUCCAACGAUAUUGAAGAAUUUACCAAAAGCGAAAUGAAAGAUAGAAUUGUGGAGUUUGAAAAAAAUCUGAAGGACCAAAAGGAUCGCCUCCAUCAGUUACUAAAAGAUGAAAAGGUGCAAAGGGCAAAGGACAGGAGGGAACAACAUUUGAGGAAACUCAAAGCGGAAGAAGAAAGAAAAAGAAGGGAGGAAGAAGAGGAAAGAUUAAUGAAGGAAGAAAUGGAAAGGAAAAAGAAAGAAGAAGCCCAUAGAAAACGACUUGACGAAAUUAGCAGAAUUCAAAGGGAAAGAGACUUAGAAAUUGAACAACAACUCUUAAGGAGAAAGGAAGAAUCCAGGAACGGAGAUAAAUAUUACAGGAAAUCUUCCUACGAAGAUGACUUCUCAUGGAAAAGGGGAGGGGAUAAGGCAGGCUCCCAAUAUGACGAGGAUAAUAAUUACAAACGACUCGACGAGGCGCAGGACAGCUCCUACAGGGAUAGAUCGGACAGACGCGAAAAGAGAGAUUGGCCAGGCAGGGACAAAGAAAGAGACAGGGACAGAGAACGGGAUCGCGAAAGGGACAGAGAUCGGGACCGCGAACGGGAUAGAGACAAAGAUCGAGACAGAAAGUACAGGAAAGAUAAGGAGUACAGGAGGGACAGGUCCAAAGACAGAGAAAGGGAGAGGUCUAGGGACAGAGAUAGGGAAUACCGAAAGGAUAAGGAUUACAGGAGAGACAGAGAAAAGGAGCGCGACCGAGACAGAGACUACAGAAGAGACCGAGAUAGGGACUACAGGAGAGACCGAGAUAGGGACUACAGAAGGGAUGACGAUUACAGAAGGGAGGACGACUACAGAAGGGAUGAUGACUACAGGAGGGAUGACGACUACAGGAGAGAUAGAGAUAGGGACUAUAAGAAAGGAGAAAGAAGAAGAGACAGGGACGAAGAAGAAUAUGAAAGAAACGAAUCAGAUGUAAGGAAAAACCAUGACGUGGGUGACGAAGAUGAUAAUGGAAAGAUGGAGAAAGACAAAGGAAGCAACUCAGAUAACGACUCUGACGGGGGCAACCACCAUCAUGCGAAGGAGAGGGAAAAAAUGACCAACGGGAAAGAUAUAACGGAAAAUGAUCAGGCGAAGAAUGAAGAGGGCUCUGAUGGAGGCGGGGACUUCACUGUAUUUAAGAAGAAAAAAAGAAACUUCAUGAAGUUCUUUUCAAAGACGUAAAGUGAGAAGUAGCCACGCAGGUGCGCCGGAAGCGUCCUAGCUGUGUGCUGCCCCCUCCCUUCUGCCCACGUGGAAGUGUGUAUUAAUAUGUAUACAUGCGCGUAUAUGUGCGUAUGUUUAUACACAUGACGUACCUACCUAUGAGUCAGCGCGUGGGAAACCGGCGCUUCCCCCCCAUGGGCUUCCCUCCCCACCUGCUCGCACUGUGUGCCCCGAAUGGUGACCCAUUUGUGUGCGAAGGCACGAAAGAGGACGCGUAAAACAUGCAAGCUGACGCAGUCAAUGCGUGCCACGCGACUGUAAGACGCCAGCACGUCACCACACCAACACACCCACUUGGAAGUAGGGCUAUCCUCCCCAUCGUCGAAGCCGAAGGACAGAACGUGCCCACAAUCCGUUUCGCCCAUUUAUAUAUCACCUCCUUUCCAUCAAAUUAUUAGGCCCUCGAAAGUUUUAACACAUAUAAUACGUUUACAUGUGCGUGUAUAUAAAUGCACAAGUGACACGUGGGCCUAUGUCCACGCGCAUAGGCCCACUCCCUGCCACUUCCUGCCACUUCAUUUUAAUCGUGUUUACAAUGAAAAGGAAAGCGAGCUGAACAGAGAGCGACAAAGACGGCGCACGGGCGAGUUCUCCUGUUCAGCCCGUCCUGCUUCAGUUAACUUCUCUCCCCUCCCCUCCCUACAAAGCAUAUAUAUAUGCAUAAAUUUUCUUGUAUAUAUAAAAUGUUCCCCCCAGAAAUAAUUUCAACUGCACAAAUGUCGCAGUUUCAUUUUUUCUUUUAUAUAUAUAAAGAUGAUAAAAAGAAAAAAUUCCCCCUCACUACCCCAUUAUUACAACCACUUUAUAACCACUUUAGAACCACUUUGCAGCCAUUUUUACGCACCCAUUAUUUUAUCCCCAUGCAUGCACGUGUGCAUGUAGGUACAUGUACACACGUGCUGCUCCAACCUUUGUGCAUAUGCUAUGCCCCCCUACAUUUUUUAAAAAGACAUAUAAAACGAUUUUAAACUGAAC